AUGAGCGGCAGAGUUGAUAGAACUCUGCCGAUUUCCCCUAACAUCAGCGCUCCCUUCCAAGCCCUCUGUGCAGUGUACUACGAUGUCCGACAACUCAGUCACCAUUGCAGUGGAGACUGCGCAGACGUUUGAUUUCGCCCUCCUUGCAACGUCAGUUCUGUCUGUGUACAGAUUCCUCCUCAACCUAGAUCAAGAGAUUGAUCUCGUAUGGAAGGGCAAAAACUCGAAGAGCUCCAUGACAUUAUACGGAAUACUUACCUACGGCGGAAUAUUGCAAGCUAUCUUUGUAUCUCUUCCGAUGCUGGGCAACAAUAAACUCAGUCAAAACGUGAGUUUGGCCAAUGUCUCUAUGAGUAUGGCUAUACUGCCCGCAGUUCUCACUUUCGGUCUGAGUGCGAUGAUGACAUCGAGGGUGUAUGCGAUGUACGGCAGGUCUCGGCGAGUACUAGUGUUUCUUGGCACUUGUUUUGCGACUACGCAAACUCUCAACAUUGUCGCAACCGUAGUCUUAUUGGUCACCAUGGGUGUUACUGUGGCGGAAGAGUCACCAGGAGUCUGCUAUUUCACAUUCCCCCUUUAUGCUGAUUGGCUUGUUAUUGCGAGCGCUAUCGCAAUUUGUGCCAACGAAGUCAUGUUGCUUUUCAUGGUGGUUUAUAGUAUGAUCGUGAGCCUCAGAGACGGUCUCAGUGGUCCACUAUGGAGCUUAAACACUCUCCUAUCCAUCGUGGCUAGAGAUCACGUCUUUUAUUUUCUUAUUGCGUCCCUCAAUUGGAUAGUCCAAAUGAUCUCUUACUUCCCUAUGCGCUCUGUAUCACUGGCGACCUUUUUGCUAUGGGUCGUGUUCACAAACGCGAUAUCAAUCUUUGGGAAUUGCAUGUUGGGCCCGAUCAUGUUUCUCAGUAUUCGACGCUUUGACGCCAAACAAGCCGAACACGGAGAACCCUGGACAGUGGAGAUGGAUGGUAUUCAAUUCGCUGUAGUCGAAGGCCGUUCCCAAUGCACAGGUGAAAGGUCUGCAAGUACCUUCACGGCCGUUUGA
This is a messenger RNA of Coniophora puteana RWD-64-598 SS2, 1039 nucleotides long. RefSeq lists its product as uncharacterized. The transcript has 14 exons. NCBI's taxonomy places the organism in Eukaryota, Fungi, Basidiomycota, Agaricomycetes, Boletales, Coniophoraceae. Bases 83 to 1039 code for a protein of 318 amino acids. The record is from RefSeq and is a predicted model, not a curated record.